Salvia splendens (bonfire salvia) is the source of this 2491-nucleotide messenger RNA. RefSeq names its product pollen receptor-like kinase 1. Bases 118 to 2217 code for a protein of 699 amino acids. The record is from RefSeq and is a predicted model, not a curated record. Gene Ontology annotation, molecular function: protein binding; ATP binding; protein kinase activity. The transcript has 2 exons. NCBI's taxonomy places the organism in Eukaryota, Viridiplantae, Streptophyta, Magnoliopsida, Lamiales, Lamiaceae. Gene Ontology annotation, biological process: protein phosphorylation.
GUGAUCAAUUCAAACUCGGACGAUCUCGGUACAAGUUAAUUUUGACCAACCGAACAUUUUGAAUUAUAUUACUAUAUCCAAGAAUCGAAUGGCAAAGCGCGGGAUUCUGAUUUCGGUAUGAAGCAGAAAACAAAAAAAGAGGAUUACAAUUCUUCGGCACAGAUUCCCCAUUUUCUCCUCCCGCCCUUCAACCCAACCGCCGCCGUCGCCGUCGCCGGCGGGAUCUCCUCCUGCCGACGACCGCGCGCCACCCGAAACUACGCCAUGCCAAUGGCUAGGGCACCGCUCAGCAUCAUUCUCAAAUCAACCUCGUCGCACGCGAUCGUCCUCUUCCUCUUCAUCGUCCUCCUCCAUCUCGCCCUACCUUCCUCCGCGCAGCAGCCAGAGGUCGCCGUGCCGCCUUCCUCCGCGCCGCUGCCGGAGGGCGAGGCGCUCCUCACAUUCAAGGCGUCCGUCGCCAACAGCGCCCCCGCGCUGUCCAAUUGGACCGCCGACGUGCCGCCGUGCACCGACAGCACCGCGAAUUGGAUCGGCGUCCUGUGCGAGAACGGAACCGUCGGCGGCCUCCAGCUCCACGGCAUGAGCUUGGAGGGGGCGAUCGACGUCGACGCGCUCGCGCUGCUGCCUAAUCUGAAGGUCCUCGACUUCUCCCGCAACAGAUUCGGCGGUCCUCUGCCUAAUCUGGCGGCGCUCCCCAACGUGAGAGCUGUUUAUCUCUCGAAUAAUAAGAUGUCCGGUGCGAUUGCGGCUAACGCAUUUGUAGGAAUGUCGGCGUUGGCGCUGCUUGAUUUGGAUAAAAACCUAUUCUCCGGCGAGAUUCCGACGUCUCUGGCCGGUCUCCCGGCGCUGCAGGAGCUGAUGCUGCAGAACAAUAAGUUCAAAGGAGGAUUGCCGCAGUUCCGAGAAGGUCAAUUGAAGAACUUCAGCGUCGCCAACAACGGUCUCACCGGAGAAAUCCCUACCGGCCUCAGCCAUUUCGGUACUUCUGCCUUUUCAGGUAACAGUAAUUUAUGUGGGAAACCACUAUUACUAUGCCCGGACCACCCGUUGCGGCUCUCCCUUGUUCCAACAGUAAUGAUGUCAAUCGUGGUCGUGGCGGCAUGGGCGGCCCUAGUAGCGGUGAUACCCAUCCUCUGCCUCGCCCGACGUCGUCGCCGCGCCCUAAUGCAGGACCCUGACGAGCUUGCCCGAGCAGCGGUCCUGGUCCCGGGUCCAGACCCGGAGAUGAUGGAGCGCGGCGAGUGCCGAGGGAAUUGCCUGCCGUUUGCCCCCGCCGCGCGCAAAUCGGAGGGCAACGUCGUGCGGAUGACGUUCCUCCGAGAGGACCGCGACACAUUCGACAUGACGAACUUACUCAAGGCGUCGGCGGAGAUCCUCGGGAGCGGCGUCUUCGGGUCGACCUACAAGGCCGCCCUGACGGAGCGGCAGAGCGUGGUGGUGAAGCGCUACCACCACAUGGGCAACGUGAGCCGGGACGACUUCCAGGAGCACAUGCGGCGGCUCGGCGCCCUCCGCCACCCGAACGUCGUCCCACUCGUCGCUUUCUACUACCGCCGCGAGGAGAAGCUCCUCGUCUACGACUACGUCGACAAUACCAGCCUCGCCGCCCUCCUCCACGCCAACCGCUCCCGCUCCCACCCCGGCCGGAAAAUCCCCGACUGGCCGACGCGGCUCCGCAUCGCGAAGGGCAUCGCCCGGGGGCUCCUCUACCUCCACGACGAGCUCCCCAUCCUCACCGCCGCCCACGGCCACCUGAAAUCAUCCAACGUCGUCAUCGACGGCGCCAACGCGCCGUGGCUGACGGACUACGGGCUCGCCCCGGUGGUGAACCAGGAGCACGCGGAGCAGCACAUGAUCUCGUACAAGUCGCCGGAGUACAAGCGCUCCCGCCGGAUCACGAAGAAGACCGACGUGUGGAGCUUAGGGAUCCUCAUCCUCGAGAUCCUCACGGGGCGGUUUCCGGCGGCGUUCAUCAAGCAGAGGAGGGACGCGACGGACGCAGACGCGGCGGCGUGGGUGGCGGCGGUGGCGAGCGACGAGGCCGGUGGCGGGGACGUGUUCGACGUGGGCAUGGGGAGGGGAGGAGGGUGCGAGGGGGAGAUGGCGAAGCUGUUGAAAAUAGGGUUGGAGUGUUGUAAGGCGGAUGUGGAGGAGCGGCCGGAUAUUAAGGAGGCGGCGCGGCUGAUUGAGGAGGUGAGGGAGAGGGAAAUUGUUUGAAUAUGGCAAUGUAGAGAUGGAUGAAUUAGAAUGGAGAUUGGAUGAUUAGCUUGGUUUUUAGGGGGUUUGAUUUGAUGAAUAUAUAUAUUCAUCAAUGUGUUGAGCUUGAUAUUAAUGGUCUUGGGUUUUUUUAGUCAUCUUUUAAUGAUAGUGUAAGAUUAGUUUAGUAGGUGUUAGUAAACCAUCUCUUUGUGUGAAGUGGGGUCUAGGAGUUCAGAUUUGUUAAUGGAUUGUAUAUAUAUUAGUUUAUUGAUCUUAGUUAUAUUGGAGAAUC